AUGCGUGGCCCCCUCAGCCCCCACGGCCCUCUAGGCCCAGCUAACAUGCUCUUGCUGCUGGCCUUGGCUUGUGCCAGCCCCUUCCCUGAGGUGGCUCCCCCACUGGGCGGCAGCAGCAUUGGGGAGCCGGGCACCGGACGGCCCCUCAAUGUGGCGUUGGUGUUCUCGGGGCCAGCCUAUGCAGGGGAGGCGGCUCGUCUGGGCCCUGCUGUGGCCGCUGCAGUACGCAGCCCAGGCCUGGAGGUCCGCCCUGUGGCCUUGGUCCUCAAUGGCACCGACCCGCGCAGCCUCAUGCUUCAGCUGUGUGACCUGCUUUCGGGCCUUCGCGUCCACGGCGUGGUCUUCGAGGAUGAUUCCCGCGCACCAGCCGUCGCCCCCAUCCUUGACUUCCUUUCUGCUCAGACUGCCCUGCCCAUUGUGGCCGUUCAUGGCGGUGCCGCUCUCGUCCUCACGCCCAAGGAGAAGGGCUCUACCUUCCUCCAGCUGGGUUCCUCCACAGAGCAGCAGCUACAAGUCAUCUUUGAGGUGCUGGAAGAGUAUGACUGGACGUCCUUUGUGGCAGUGACCACGGCGGCUCCUGGCCACCGGGCCUUCUUGGCUUACAUUGAGGCCCUGACGGAUGGCAGCCUGGUGGGCUGGGAGCACCGGGGAGCACUGACCCUGGAUCCCGGGGCUGGCGAGGAGGUGCUCGGUGCCCGCCUCCGCAGUCUCAGUGCCCAGAUACGCCUUCUUUUCUGCGCCCGAGAGGAGGCAGAGCCGCUGUUUCGUGCGGCGGCUGCUGCUGGCCUUACAGGCCCUGGCUAUGUGUGGUUCAUGGUGGGACCCCAACUGGCGGGGGGUGGAGGAGGGGGAGGGCCUGGGGAACCACCUCUCCUGCCAGGGGGUGCCCCGCUACCCGCGGGGCUCUUCGCAGUCCGGUCAGCUGGCUGGCGGGAUGACCUGGCAAAGAGGGUGGCAGCAGGCGUGGCGGUGGUAGCCCGGGGAGCCCAGGCCCUGCUUCGUGACUAUGGGUUCCUACCUGAGCUGGGGCAUGACUGCAGAGCUCAGAACAGAAGCCAGCGGGGAGAGAGCCUGCACCGGUAUUUUAUGAACAUCACCUGGGACAACCGGGACUACUCCUUCAAUGAAGAUGGCUUCCUGGUGAAUCCUUCCCUUGUGGUCAUCUCUCUCACUAAGGACAGAACCUGGGAAGUGGUGGGGACCUGGGAACAGCAGUCUCUACGGCUCAAGUACCCACUCUGGUCUCGGUAUGGCCGCUUCCUGCAGCCCGUGGAUGACACCCAACACCUCAUGGUGGCCACACUGGAGGAACGACCCUUCGUCAUUGUGGAGCCAGCCGACCCCCUCAGUGGCACCUGCAUCCGGGACUCCGUGCCCUGCCGUAGCCAGCUCAACCUCACUCACAGCCCCCCACCCGAUGCCCCCCGGCCGGAAAAGCGCUGCUGUAAAGGCUUCUGCAUAGACAUCCUCAAACGCCUGGCCCAGACCAUCGGCUUCAGCUACGACCUCUACCUCGUCACCAACGGCAAACAUGGGAAGAAAAUCGAUGGCGUCUGGAACGGCAUGAUUGGGGAGGUUUUCUACCAGCGGGCAGACAUGGCCAUCGGCUCCCUCACCAUCAACGAGGAGAGAUCCGAAAUCGUAGACUUCUCUGUGCCCUUCGUGGAGACGGGGAUCAGCGUCAUGGUGGCCCGGAGCAAUGGGACAGUGUCGCCCUCUGCCUUUCUGGAGCCCUACAGCCCGGCCGUGUGGGUCAUGAUGUUCGUCAUGUGUCUGACCGUGGUGGCCGUCACCGUGUUCAUCUUCGAGUACCUCAGUCCUGUCGGCUACAACCGCAGCUUGGCCACGGGCAAGCGAGAGCCGGCCAAAUCCCUCUACAGCUGGCAGCUGAACGUGCAGGAAGAAGCAUGGAAGUUUGGAAUUGAAGAGACGGUGAUUGUCAAGUCCAACUCUCUCAAUGUGACAAAUGGUCAUUCGGCCUCCAAAGAGGAGGAGAAGAUAGAAGGGGAGAAAAGAAGCCAUUAA
Gracilinanus agilis (Agile Gracile Mouse Opossum) is the source of this 2025-nucleotide messenger RNA. RefSeq names its product glutamate ionotropic receptor NMDA type subunit 2D (gene GRIN2D). Gene Ontology annotation, cellular component: postsynaptic membrane; NMDA selective glutamate receptor complex; postsynaptic density membrane. The record is from RefSeq and is a predicted model, not a curated record. Gene Ontology annotation, biological process: synaptic transmission, glutamatergic; long-term synaptic potentiation; excitatory postsynaptic potential. NCBI's taxonomy places the organism in Eukaryota, Metazoa, Chordata, Mammalia, Didelphimorphia, Didelphidae. Gene Ontology annotation, molecular function: NMDA glutamate receptor activity; transmitter-gated monoatomic ion channel activity involved in regulation of postsynaptic membrane potential. The transcript has 8 exons. The coding region runs from base 1 to 2025 and encodes 674 amino acids.